Stereum hirsutum FP-91666 SS1 is the source of this 1467-nucleotide messenger RNA. RefSeq lists its product as uncharacterized. Lineage: Eukaryota; Fungi; Basidiomycota; Agaricomycetes; Russulales; Stereaceae. The record is from RefSeq and is a predicted model, not a curated record. Bases 1 to 1467 code for a protein of 488 amino acids. The transcript has a single exon.
AUGUCUGCUCUCGCGCAGACGCGGUGUCAUAUCGAUACUAUCCCUGUGGAAAUUCUCACCGAGAUAUUUAUACACGUCUGUGAGGCGCAUACUCCUUCUCAGCAGCCAAAAUCUUUGCAACAAGCCAUCUCUUUAUACACUCGACCUAUCGACGUGUCUCACGUCUGCCGUCAUUGGCGCGAAGUCGCACUCGCUUGUGCCCGUCUUUGGACAUUUAUACUCGUCUCAGAAAGACAUGAACAUGGUCUGGAGCGCUUCGACGCGUUUGUAAAGCGCUCCAAGAAGUCACCACUACGCAUAUUCAUUUCGUGGUCUCCCACAGAGGAUGAUCGAUCAGGUCGUGACCCUAUCGACUGGGAGCAUUUCUCCCAGAUGAGCGAUGUUUUCGUUGAUACGACUUUGGAACAAAUCCUCCGCUCUAGCCAUCGAUGGACGUCAUUCCAUCUCAGCAUCGAAACUGCACGGUUGAUGUCCCGUAUCGAAAGGAGACUUUCUACAGUCGAUGCUCCGCUGUUGAGAGAUGUAGCUCUCGGCACAACAUUUCCCCAAGACUCGGACGUCCCGUCCGUUUGGAAUGCCAGUAAGCGAUGGUCAGGACGUCCUCCCUUUCUUGCAUGCGACCUGCGGAGCUUGUACCUCUCCCAGACGCCGCCGAAUUGGAUCGAUCAUACACCUUAUUGCAUGGACCGUACGCCUUACUACACGAAUCUACAAUCGCUUACGCUUGACCGUGUCACCGUGCCCUUCAUCUCUGCAUUCAUGCGUUUUCUGGCCGGCUUCCCCCUCCUUGAAGCCCUUGCCCUACGGACCUUUCGAUUUAACACCAUGCGUGGCGGUACUCAGAAUGACCCUCUCGUUGAGUUGCCUCUGUUGCGCUGCUUUUCUAUCACAGGUCUCGGCCCACAAGACGGCGAGGUGUUGUUCACUCAGCUACGCAUGCCGAACAUCAAAGUCAUGACUCUUGACUGCGAGGAACAACAUCAUGAUAAUCUCCGGUGGGAUACUGCCGUCUCCCUACUCUCCGCCGCCUAUCCCGGUUCUUCGACAUCGGCACUUGAUUCAGUCCAAGUACUCCGAAUAGGUCAAUUGGAGUGCGACUCUUCACUUCUCCCGUCAUUUUUCCAGCGCUUGUCCGACCUCCGAGUUCUCGUUGUCGAUUGCUCGAGCACAGGAUGGGACAAGUUUUUGGUCCAUGUACAGACCACACCGCACCUUCCUCUUCUCACGAUCCUCGUAUGUCCUGGGAUUUCCUACGAGCAGCUACAUCACCUCGUCGUCGAGAGUACGAUGUCUGAAGUCCCCAUCCAACGCGUAUUUGUCACGAAGGAUACGAGAUUUUCGAGCAGCGCUGUUGUUUCAAAUAUAAGGACCGUGGAGGUUUUGGAGGAGCUCCCGUCUUCAGAGGAAGGCCAAAUCGAUGCUUCUUUAGGUGACUUACUGGCGGCGUAUUUUGAUGCGGAGGAAUAA